Molecule: messenger RNA, 468 nt
Organism: Phytophthora infestans T30-4
Lineage: Eukaryota; Oomycota; Peronosporomycetes; Peronosporales; Peronosporaceae
Product: Crinkler (CRN) family protein
Exons: 1
Coding region: 1-468 (155 amino acids)
Source: RefSeq, a predicted model, not a curated record
AUGGUGAAGCUUUUCUGUUCUAUCGUUGGUGUGGGGAGAAGCGUGUUCUCCGUGGAAGUAAACGAAGGCAAAACCGUAUAUGACUUGAAGGAAGCAAUCAAGGCGAAGAAGACCAACGACUUCAAAGAGGUUGAUGCAGACAAGCUACAGCUCUUCCUUGUGAAGAAGGGUGACGCGUGGCUGCGGGACAACGAAGACCUGGACACGUUGCUUCAGAGCGAAAUCGACUCUUCAUCGUAUUUGCACAUGCGUGCGUCGUGGAAGCUAAGCAAGCCGACCCUUUUCGGGCCUGACGUUUCGUUAGGAGAGGACGUAGUUCACGUGCUGGUGGUGGUUCCGGUGGGUGCUGGAGUUGGCGUAGGACAAGACGUCAGCAUGCAUGUUCCGGCUGCUGUACCGAUGGGUCCCAACGUAAAUCUGUCUUCGUGUGAAGAUCUCCCUCGCCUUUUUGGAAAACGACAUGAUUAA